This is a messenger RNA of Ruditapes philippinarum (Manila clam), 2967 nucleotides long. Its product is annotated as piwi-like protein 1. NCBI's taxonomy places the organism in Eukaryota, Metazoa, Mollusca, Bivalvia, Venerida, Veneridae. Gene Ontology annotation, biological process: regulatory ncRNA-mediated gene silencing. The record is from RefSeq and is a predicted model, not a curated record. Gene Ontology annotation, molecular function: protein binding; piRNA binding. The transcript is spliced from 21 exons. Gene Ontology annotation, cellular component: P granule. The coding region runs from base 78 to 2894 and encodes 938 amino acids.
GUAUAGCAUCCGGGGACUUUAAAAUUAAAACGAGGCUCCAGUUUCGUACGGGAAUUUGGUGGAAAUUUUGUAAAUAGAUGGCAUCUGGUGGUUAUGGACGUGGUGGCCGAGGGGCAGCUUUACUGCAAGCACUUAGUCAACCAGCAAGAAAACCUGGUGAUAAUGGGCAAGAUUCAACUGAAAAGACACAGCAGUCAUCAGGAACUCCUGCAACCACAUCUGCUCCAGCCCCGAUGGGUAGAGGUGCUCUACUUGCAAGUGUUUUGAGUCAGACCCAGUCUUCCCAGCAGCACUCACCAGGUGGAGAUGCCCCUGCUGUUCCUAGACCAAUGGGACGAGGAUUAGCUUCUAUGCAGGCUUUGUUAAAAGCAUCUGGUCAGACAUUGCCCCAGACAACAGCUAGAGGAGCUGCAUUCAUGACACAGCAUGCAGAGACAACAGUAGCUCCACAUCCUCCCAGUCCUCCAAGGAAGAUAGUAACUCCACCCACUCAACAUUCUCCAGUUACUCAACAGCAUGUAUCUCCUCAAGCAAGGCAUGAGGUAGCAGGCACAGAAUCUCAUGGUCCGCCAACCAGUGGUCUUGCUAGAAUGUCGUUAGACAGAAAACCAGUUGUACAUAAUUCUGGGGAAGUUGGAGAUCCAUUGAGACUGUCUGCAAAUUAUAUCAGAAUACAGUGUAAGAACAAAGGUGUCUACCAAUAUCAUGUAGAUUUCCGACCCAAUAUUGACAGUAAAGGGAUGCGUAUAAGGUUCAUAAAUGAACACAGAGAUGUAAUUGGAUUUACCAAAGCAUUUGAUGGGUCCAUCCUAUAUUUGCCCAUAAAAUUGGAACAGCAGGAAACAGUUCUGCACAGUGAACGUCCAACAGAUCAAGCCAAAAUUACAAUUGUGAUAAAAUUGACAAAAGUUCUCCAACCAGAAUCUUGCCAACAGCUCUACAACAUUGUUUUUAGAAGAAUAAUGACUAUAUUAGAGAUGGUUCAGGUUGGCAGAUAUUACUACAAUCCUCAUACACCUUCCAGUGUACCACAACAUAAGUUGGAAGUAUGGCCAGGAUAUAUUACAGCAGUAGCUGAGCAGGAAGGUGGGCUCAUGUUACUGGCUGAUGCCUCACAUAGAGUCCUACGAACAGAGACUGUCCUUGAUGUCAUGACUAACAUUGUGAAUAAGAAUGCUCAGGGAUUCCGUGAUGAGGUGAUACGCACGUUGGUUGGUACAGUUGUACUCACUCGUUACAACAACAAGACAUACAGAGUAGAUGACAUUGUGUGGGAUAAGACACCAAGGCAAACUUUCUCCACACAUUCCGGUGGAGAAAUGUCAUUCUUAGAGUACUACAAAAAAAACUAUAACCUCACAAUCCAUGACCAUGAACAACCUCUUCUGCUACAUCGACCGAAGAAAAGAAUGGAACAGGGCGGGCAACCAAGAAAACAGCCCGAGGUUAUUUGUUUGAUACCCGAGUUGUGUUACAUGUCUGGUCUCACUGAUGCCUUAAGACAGGACUUCAGAGUCAUGAAGGAUUUAGCUUGUCAUACAAGAGUUACUCCAGAACAACGGAAAUUGACAAUGAAGAAGUUUAUUGACUCAGUGAACAAUAGUCCAGAUGCAAGGGGAGAACUUGAUAAAUGGGGUCUUCAACUGGACACUAACACCUUACAGUUUGAUGGUCGUUUGUUGCCACAAGAAGAAAUAGUGUUUGGCUCAGGUAAAGUUCCAGCUGGACCUAAUGCUGACUGGGGUCAAGCUACAGGUCGUCAACAAGUUAUCACAGCCGUUGCACUGCAGAACUGGGUUGUCUUAUAUACAAGAAGAGAUCAGGGUAAAGCUAAUGACUUCAUCAGCUGGAUGUUAAAGUUGUGUCCACAGAUGGGAAUAGCAUGUAAUCCACCAACAAGGUUUGAACUGCGAGAUGAUAGGGUAGAGACGUACAUCCGAGCUCUCAGGGAACAUAUCAAUCCAAAACUUCAACUGGUUGUUGCAAUUUGCCCUACCAGCAGAGAUGACCGAUACUCUGCUAUCAAAAAGACAUGUUGUGUUGACCACCCUAUUCCAAGUCAGGUGAUCAUUGGAAAGACAAUUGGUGAUCAGAAGAAGAUCAGAUCUGUUGUACAGAAGAUAGCCCUUCAAAUAAACUGUAAACUUGGAGGAGAACUCUGGGGUGUUUCCAUACCAUUUAAAAGCAUAAUGGUGAUUGGAGUUGAUAUAUACCAUGACUCAGCAGGGAAGAAACAAAGUAUUUGUGGGUUUGUUGCCAGUAUGAACAGGAACUGUACACGCUGGUUCAGUCGAUGUCGAGUACAACCAGUCAGCCAGGAACUUGUUGAUGGCCUCAAGAUAUGCCUAGUGUCUGCAUUAACUAAAUUCCAUGAAGUGAACCACAGUUUGCCUGACAAGAUUCUGGUAUUCCGUGAUGGUGUUGGUGAUGGACAGUUGAACACAGUAGCUGACUAUGAAGUUAGUCAACUGAGGACAUGCUUCUCUAGCUUUGGGGAAUACUCCCCCAAACUCUCAUUUGUUGUCGUGCAGAAACGUAUCAACACUAGGAUUUUCCUAAAUAAAGGACGACAGAUGGAGAAUCCCCCAUCAGGAACAGUGGCAGAUCACACCAUCACUAGGAGGGACUGGUAUGAUUUCUUCCUGGUAUCACAGCAUGUACGUCAGGGUACAGUAUCCCCCACCCACUAUAUUGUUGUCAGUGAUGACUCCGGUAUGAAGCCGGAUCACAUGCAGCGUAUGGCCUACAAGAUGACACAUAUGUACUAUAACUGGCCAGGAACCGUACGUGUCCCAGCACCUUGUCAAUAUGCACACAAGUUGGCUCAGCUUGUUGGUCAAAACAUUCACAAGGAACCAAGUCAAGAGCUGUCAGAUAGACUGUUUUUCCUUUAGACUUGUAUCAUGUGUACAGAACAAUCCUCAAUAUUUGUUCUCAAGUUCAAGGAUCUCAGGGUAUACAGAUGUG